Misgurnus anguillicaudatus (oriental weatherfish) is the source of this 1719-nucleotide messenger RNA. RefSeq names its product cyclin E2 (gene ccne2). The record is from RefSeq and is a predicted model, not a curated record. NCBI's taxonomy places the organism in Eukaryota, Metazoa, Chordata, Actinopteri, Cypriniformes, Cobitidae.
AUCACCACAGUCGUUUCCAAAUCAGUGCAGCUCAACGUAGACAGUCCACACACAUGACCCUUCGAACAUUUUGAGCCCCAAAACGCAACGCAAUAAAAUGUUUUGGGUUAUUUGUAAAGGCUGAAAGAAGCGCCACGCAUGCGCAGUGGUCGCAGGCGGCUGGACUUUAUAAAGCUUGGCGCCAGCUAUUCAUUCAUUUGCACUGAACUCUGCGGAGAAAAGCCUUAAGUCUUGUUAAGAAAAUGUCAAAACGCAGUGGUCGCAAUACAUUACAAGAAAGAAAUGGAAACAAACCAGAACAAAACAAAGCUCAGAGGAAAAGAAAAGCCGAGUGCAAUAGAAGAAUACCAUCAGCAGCUAAGAAACAGCACUAUGAAAUUCAGAACCGUUGUUCCGGUGAUAUCAGUCCCAGUGUCUUAAUCGAAACGCCUCAAAAGGAACCUCAGGAGACCAGUAACCCUUCUGGUUUUAAGCGAUUCCAGUUCAAAAACCUCUUUGUGAAACCCUCGCCACUGCCAAACCUAAGUUGGGCCAGCUCAGAUGAUGUGUGGAUAAAGAUGCUGAACAAAGAGCUGAAGUACGUACACGACAAGGGCUUCAUCCAGCAACAUCCAGGCUUGCAGCCCAAAAUGAGGUCCAUUUUGCUGGACUGGCUCAUGGAGGUCAGCGAGGUUUACACGCUCCACCGGGAGACAUUUUACUUGGCUCAGGACAUCUUUGAUCGCUACAUGCUGACUCAGAAUAACACCGGCAAGGAUCAGCUACAGCUCAUUGGCAUAACAUCACUCUUCAUCGCCUCAAAGAUGGAGGAAAUUUAUCCCCCAAAGCUCCAAGAGUUCGCUUAUGUGACUGACGGCGCAUGCAACGAGGAGGAGAUUCUCACAAAAGAGCUCGUCAUAUUGAAGGCAUUAAAAUGGGACCUCUGUCCUGAGACGGUCACCUCGUGGUUAAAGCUCUACGCUCAAGUUUACUCUCUGCAGGACGAUACCAAUUUCCUCAUUCCUCAGUUCUCUCAGGAAACCUACAUCCAGAUCACACAGUUGUUGGAUCUUUGCAUUUUGGACAUUAAUGCUUUGGACUACCAGUAUGGAGUUUUAGCUGCUGCAGCGUUUUGUCACUUUACCUCAUUUGAAACAGUCAAUAAAAUUGCAGGGUUAACAUGGGACAGUAUAUCAAGCUGUGUUGGGUGGAUGAGUCCAUUUGUGAGGACGGUACGUGAGUGGCCCACACCGCAGUUAAAGGACUUCAAAAAAGUGACAACAGAAGACCGUCACAACAUACAGACCCAUGUAGACUACCUGGCCAUGCUGAGUGAAGCGCAUGAACGGGAAAAGGACAGUUUGGAUCGAAUGUCUCCAAUGGCUGUAGGGGGAUUAUUAACCCCACCUAAAAGCACAGAGAAGCCUGCUAAUGCCUGAUGGGUCACAAGGAAGAACGUACCGGAGCCAAUCUUCAUCUAAAUGCUAUUGCUUCUGAGACGUUUCACCACAGACCUCCUUGUUCAAGACACCAAAAGAGACCAACGGCCGUGUGCGGUACUUCUAUACUUUUCCACAGCCGGGUUUUGAAAAGUUGAUUUGGGAGGCGUAUGUGAGAUAACUACAUACGAUAAGCUGUAGGCCAUAGACAUUCCAGACAUGUGAAAUUAAAGGAGAAUCCUGGUUUCUCAAAGCAGUAUUUGAAGUACUCAAAGUGCCUCGAAGAAUGGAGAAAAAUCCA